Messenger RNA from Gorilla gorilla gorilla (western lowland gorilla), 4855 nucleotides. Its product is annotated as protein FRG1. The record is from RefSeq and is a predicted model, not a curated record. Bases 630 to 1010 code for a protein of 126 amino acids. Lineage: Eukaryota; Metazoa; Chordata; Mammalia; Primates; Hominidae. Gene Ontology annotation, cellular component: catalytic step 2 spliceosome; striated muscle dense body; nucleolus. Gene Ontology annotation, molecular function: actin filament binding. The transcript has 7 exons.
CCAUUCAGCGUUUGGGUGAAGACGAAGGCGGGUUCUGGACAGACGUACGCUGUCAGGGAGUGUUUACUUCGCCUCCACUUCUUUUCCUCCCCGCCCUGGUGCUGCUCCAGGUCACAUACUCGUCCUGAGCUGGCUUCAGCUUCUCCACGUAGAAGUCUCCCGGAGCCAUGGCCGAGUACUCUUUUGUGAAGUCUACCAAGCUUGUGCUCAAGGAAACCAAGGCGAAGAGCUGGGUCCUGCAGCUCCGGCGGGAGCCUCCUCAGUUCUUUUCGGAUGCACUCCACCCCCGCGAAUCCGGUGGAAUCCGUGGCGCGGAGAGCCGGCUUCGUGGCCUCCCAGGUUUCGCCCUGACACUGUCUGGGCUGGACGGAGGCCGGACCGCGGUUCGUGGCGCCUGUGCAGAGAGGGGCAGCCUCCCGCGCGGACGACACUGGAAACAGGAUAGAUGGGCGGGUGACCCGUGGCCCCGUACCUACGAGUUUGGGUCCGCUGAGGCAUCUCUCCAGGCCUCUGCCUGUAAGAAGAGGAAAGAUAAGAAGAGAGGAAGUUGAAGAAACCCAGUUUGAUAUGUUGGAAUCUAGUGAACAGUAACAAACUUUGGUGAAAUUUCAGGAACCACAGCCAUUGAAAUGGAUGAGGGAACCUAUAUACAUGCACUCGACAAUGGUCUUUUUACCCUGGGAGCUCCACACAAAGAAGUUGAUGAGGGCCCUAGUCCUCCAGAGCAGUUUAUGGCUGUCAAAUUAUCUGAUUCCAGAAUCACCCUGAAAUCUGGCUAUGGAAAAUAUCUUGGUAUAAAUUCAGAUGAACUUGUUGUUGGGUGUUCAGAUGCAAUUGAACCAAGAGAACAAUGGGAACCAGUCUUUCAAAAUAUUAGAUCCUGUGCUGAAAGAGAAACCAAGAAAAAAGAUGACAUUCCAGAAGAAGACAAAAGAAAUGUAAAACAAUGUGAAAUCAAUUAUGUAAAGAAAUUUCAGAGCUUCCAAGACCACAAACUUAAAAUAAGUUAAGAAGACAGUAAAAUUCUUAAAAAGGCUCAGAAAGAUGGAUUUUUGCAUGAGACACUUCUGGACAGGUAGCUAUUUAUUUACUUAUUUUCACUAUUUUCAGUAGCCAAUAGAAAUGGCAUGUAGAAAACCUAUAUUCUCCUAAAUUACUGUAGUUUUCACAUUUUUGUCUUUAUUUCUAAUUUAUGAGUGUGGCAAUAUUACCUAGAGAGGACAUCAUGAAUUUGGGAAAAGACUGUCAAGAAAGAAUAUCUAAAAAUUAUAACCGAUUCUAAGUAUAUAUUCUAAGAAAUUCAGGUUUGACUGUAUCUACUUCAUAAAUUUAUCAUUAUCUUUUUAUAACUAUUAGAACCAGAGUUAGAAAGAAGCAGUUUGACUAAUAUAAAAAUUAUGUGGAUUCUGUUAGAGUAGUUCAGGUUCCUUAAAGUAAGCAUAGAUCGACUAAAAAACUAAGUAUAAAAGCUAAACAAGUGAAAUUGAAGCAGUUUUAUUGUAAGAUUUGGAAGAGUGCAGGAUGUUUAUCAUAGCACAUUAUUAAUAUUUAUUACUCUUCCUAUGUAGAUAAGUAAUGUCCUAGAUUUACAACAUAGAAAAACAGGUAGAGACGUUUAGCUGUGAGUGUACAAGUAUAAAUCAAUUAAGUGCCAGAUUUUGAUAAUCACCAGCCGCUCAUUCAAGUCCUAUGUUGCAUAGUUACUCUUACGCUUUUCUUACAUUACUUGAUAAAGGCAAUGUUUAAUUACAUAUUUCCUAUUAACUAGCUGGUAGAGUUCAUACCUAAAGUCAGUAAAUGUUAAGAAUUUUUUCCAGCUGAGCAAAUGAGUGUGUAUCUAGUUGUAAGAAAUCAAGAAGAGGAUAUAAAAUAUAAUCAGGAUGUGGACUCUAAAAUGGAAUAACCUCUAUGUCCUGUAACUUUUAUAACUCAUAAUAAUACAGCAUUCUCACCCUAUUAAAUGGAAAUUUAAAGCACCCUUAAAUUCCAGAAUAAUUAAAAUUGCUAUUUGGAUUGAAAAAGCCCUUAGGCAACAUUUAUUGAAUAUUAGGAAAUAACUUUUAUAAGAUUAGAAUCCAUUUUUUAUAGAAACCAAAUUUGAAAGUAUACAUAUUUUAAUAUAAGUGUUGUGGUAAUACAGUAACCAAAAUUGAACACACAGUUUUAAAGCUUUUUAUAUUUAGUAGCAGUUGAAUAUAUAUGGCAUGUUUUACAUAGAUUAAUUUUACUAUUUUUCUUUGUUUAAACAAGAGAACCAAAUUGAAAGCUGACAGAUACUGCAAAUGACUGGGGUUUUUGUUCCUGCCUUAUCUUUUUGUGUUUUUUUCUGAAUAAGAUAUUCAGAGGAAAUGAUUUUACAGAGUUCUUGAGUUGUUGUGAAAUUAUUAUUUAGCUAGUACCUAGUUUAACCAGGAUUAAACAAGUUUAAUCAGGAUUCUUCAUGGAUGUACUUUUUAGCUAACUACAGUUUUUCACAUGGAAAUUAAACUUACAGUACACACUUAACAUACCACAGAAUUUUUUUCUGGAUUUCCUGUCCUGAAGCAUGAAGUGUAGUAGAAACCAAUUCUUCCUGCGCUACUUGUGGAAUCUUUCUUACUGGAUCAUAAUCUUACUUACUUUAUACAAUAGAUGCUUAAUCAGUGCCUUUAAUAGGAAGUUAGAAACUCCCAAUCCCAUCUACAAGGCUUUUAUCUACCUCCUAAGUAGUAUCCAGAUCACAGACAGUCCAAAUAUCAGAACUAGGGGCCCGGGCAGAGAGGACAAAUCAUCUAUUAGGGAAUGAGACAGAAAGUAGAAACAUUACAAAGGAGCAAGUAGUCUCAGAACAGAGGGGAGAGUAGUUCUGGGAAAACUCCCUAAUGAGGACAGGUUUGCCACAGUGGAUAUGUAUGUGAUGUUUUUGUCCUCGUGGGCUGGAAUGCAAGCUGAUAAGUUCAGACUCUAUGUGUUGCAUAGGUCUGCUUUGUUGAAGCCUGUCUCUUUCAGAGUUCCUAAACACAAUAUUUCCGUGGCAUCUAAUCCCAGUGAGUGCUCCAAAAUCCAGGCUGUGUAUCAGAUGCCAUGGGAAAUUCUGCCUCAGGACUGAGGUUGGUUCAAGCAUCUGGAUGAUAUCAAAAGUCCACGUUGUGUGCUGGCCUAACUUGAAAGACCCUAUCUAGUUCUAGCCUUUAAAUUCCUUCUGUCACGAAAUCUGAAGUUACAUGGCAUCUGUACAAGCUAGGUAGCUGAGGCAUGGGAUCAGCCCUUUAAAGGAGCUUUUGGAGCUUUUGUUGUAGGUCUAGCUCCAACUUGGCACUCCAGUUCCAAUAGCUGGACUUUCUCUCAUCGUGUGUUCUGAUCCUUGGAUUGGGAACAAAGUAACCACACUGAUCCCACAAAGCAGUGGUUCCAGUUCCCAAAUGGUGACUAUUUUGCCUCCCAGGGGACAUUUUUGGUUUUCCCAACUGGAAUACGGGGUUAGAGAGUAGAGCCUAGGGAUGCUGCGAAGCACGUGGCAGAAUCCUGUUCUGCCCAGAAUGCUAACAGUGCCAAGGUUAUGGAGCCUUCCCACACAAGGGCUUGGCCUAUUUCUUGCUUUUGCCAGCUCCCUAACCCUUAAACACAACAGUUCAAAUCUAUAUGCAUAAGCAUCUCCUAGGGACCUGCACGUUUCCAAUAUUGACUACUGAGACCCAUCCGUAGAGAUGCAGGCUUAGGAGGUCUAGGAUUGGGCUCAAAAUUUGCAUUUUAACAAGUACUCUAGGUCAUUCUGAAGCAAGUGAUACAAACCACAGAAUGAGGAACACCGCCUUCAAGAGACUGAAUCUUGCUUCCCAAAACUAGCUUGGUAUCUGAGACCAUCUGCCUGCUGACUGGCUUUUGUGGCACAAACACUCUGCAUGUAGCCACAGUGUGUUCCUGGACUCCAUGUCAACCCGUUCACCCUCAUGUUCCCUUGGUUCCUGUCCCCAGUCCAGCGAGCAGAACUGAUUACAGAUGUUGACAACAGAAAAUACAGAUUUAAAAUAAGUUGCCUGUUCCUGUGGACUUUAUCCACUAGUGGAGGAGGACAAGUGGACAAGGGGAGAGGGUAGAUGGGGGCUCCUUCCCUAUUCCUCCCAUUCCACUUUAUACAAACCCCAGCUAGACCACUGGGAGAGCAACGGAGGUUAAGAAUGACUGCAUCUAAAUAUUGUCAUCUGGUCCACUCUUCUUCCAUCUUGUACACAAGAAUAUCAUGAGUUUUGCUUAAAGCACUACUGAAACCAAGAUAAACUCUGGCUUAGCAUGCCCCUGAUGGAUCAGUCUAGUAAUCUUAUCAAAACCAAGACUACCUAAAAGCACUAACCAAAGGAAAAGCUCCCUCACCCCAACCUAUGACUGCUCACAUUUUUCAGAUUGAAUCAUUUCAAUUGUAUUUUAAGGUUCAAUGACUCUUUACCACCUCCAAGCUGCUCCUGAACACAACUGAUUGUUAUUUUUUAAUUUUGAAAACUUUCUCACUUCUAGAAUUUCCACUUGAGCCUUUGUUAUUAUUGUAGUUUCUUCUUCUCUGCUGUGAUUUCCUAUCCAUUUAUUUUACGGGUUUUUGGGGUUUUGAUUUUAGUAAGAAUUACAAUAACUACUUUAAAAAUCCACACUAAUUCCAAUAUCUGGGUCAUCUUGAGGUCACUCUCUAUUGAUUGCCUUUUUCUUUGAAUGUGUUUCUUUAUAUGUUUGAUAUAAUGGGAUUGAAUUCUGAAGAUUGUAAAACUAGAUUUUGUUUUGUUCCUCUGAAAAUUUUGAUAAUUUUUGGUUGUAUUUGUUGUAUUUUGUUUGAUUUUUUUUCUAUUGUAUACUUUACAAUAUAUUUUCCUCCAAUGGUUUUAACAUU